Messenger RNA from Myotis brandtii (Brandt's bat), 8467 nucleotides. RefSeq names its product BTB and CNC homology 1, basic leucine zipper transcription factor 2 (gene BACH2). Gene Ontology annotation, biological process: regulation of transcription by RNA polymerase II. Gene Ontology annotation, molecular function: DNA-binding transcription factor activity, RNA polymerase II-specific; protein binding; RNA polymerase II cis-regulatory region sequence-specific DNA binding. The transcript is spliced from 7 exons. The record is from RefSeq and is a predicted model, not a curated record. Lineage: Eukaryota; Metazoa; Chordata; Mammalia; Chiroptera; Vespertilionidae. Bases 411 to 2942 code for a protein of 843 amino acids.
CCAUGUGAUGCGCGUCCUCUCCUCCAGCUUUCGGUGACCCCCGAACCGCCCACCGCGCCGGCCGCCGGGAGGGGGCUGCGGGCUGGGAAGACGCAGAGAAGAGGAGGCGGAAAAGGACGCAAAGUUCUCUGGCGAGUGCAGCUGCCUGCUUCAGGAAGGGAGGUCUGCGGGAACAAGGAGAAUCUUCAGGGACAGCCUCGCAUUGUGACAUGCCUGAUCCCUCACUUCAGGCCCUGCAGCAUGAACAAGGUGGACACUCACUGACCUGUCACAAGGCUGCCCCACAGAGCUUUGGGGUCCAUGUCUGAAUGGAUUGCUGUAGCCUUCUCAUCUCUCCCUUCGCCCAGUUCCCUGCAUCCUAAGACUCGAAGCCAGCACAGGACCUGGAAAGAUUACAUGGUCUGAACGGCAUGUCUGUGGAUGAGAAGCCUGACUCCCCCAUGUAUGUGUAUGAGUCCACAGUCCACUGCACCAACAUCCUCCUGGGCCUCAAUGACCAGCGGAAAAAGGAUAUUCUCUGUGACGUGACUCUGAUUGUGGAGAGGAAGGAGUUCCGGGCCCACCGGGCUGUGCUGGCUGCAUGCAGUGAAUACUUCUGGCAGGCGCUGGUCGGACAGACGAAAAAUGACUUGGUGGUCAGCUUGCCGGAGGAGGUCACGGCCAGGGGCUUCGGGCCGCUGUUGCAGUUCGCCUACACCGCCAAGCUGUUGCUCAGCAGGGAAAACAUCCGCGAGGUCAUCCGCUGCGCCGAGUUCCUGCGCAUGCACAACCUGGAGGACUCCUGCUUCAGCUUCCUGCAGACCCAGCUGCUGAACAGCGAGGAUGGCCUGUUCGUGUGCCGCAAGGACACGGCCUGCCCGCGCCCCCACGAGGACCAUGAGAACUCGGCGGGGGAGGAGGAGGAGGAGGAAGAGGAGGAGACGAUGGAGUCGGAGACGGCCAAGAUGGCCUGCCCCAGGGACCAGCCGCUCCCACACCCCGGCAGCUUCGAGCCCACGGCCAUCCCGGGAGCCCAGAAGGAAGAGGCUUUGCUGGCGCCCGAGGCCGACGGGCCCACGGACACCAAGGAGAGCUCCGAGAAGGACGCGUUGACGCAGUACCCGCGAUACAAGAAGUACCAGCUCGCAUGUACCAAGAAUGUCUACAAUGCAUCCUCACACAGUACCUCAGGUUUCGCAAGCACAUUCGGUGAGGACAGCUCUGGCCACAGCCUCAAGCCCGGGCUCGCCAUGGGGCAGAUCAAAAGCGAGCCGCCCAGUGAGGAGAACGAGGAGGAGAGCAUCACGCUCUGCCUGUCCGGGGACGAGCCUGACGCCAAGGACCGAGCGGGGGAUGUGGAAAUGGACCGGAAGCAGCCCAGCCCCGCGCCCGCCCCUGCGCCCCCCUCGGGGGCCGCCUGCCUGGAGAGGUCCAGGACCCUGGCCUCCCCCUCCUGCCUGAGGUCUCUGUUCAGCGUAACAAAAAGUGCGGAGCUGUCUGGCCUGCCCGGCACAUCUCAGCAGCACUUUGCCAGGAGUUCCGCGUGCCCUUUCGACAAGGGCAUCACUCAGGGUGACCUUAAAACUGACUACGCCCCCUUCGCGGGGAAUUAUGGACAGGCCCACGGGGGCCAGAAGGAUGCGUCCAGCCUCCCGAUGGGGUCGCCCCUCAAGGGCCCUGGGGUGGAGGCUCUCUGUAAGCAGGAAGGAGAGCUGGACCGGAGAAGUGUCAUCUUCUCCUCGAGCGCUUGUGACCAAGUGAGCACUUCGGUGCAUUCGUAUUCUGGGGUAAGCAGUCUGGACAAAGACCUCUCUGAGCCGGUGCCAAAGGGUCUGUGGGUGGGGGCUGGCCAGUCCCUCCCCAGCUCGCAGGCCUACCCCCACGGUGGGCUGAUGGCCGACCACUUGCCAGGAAGGAUGCGGCCCAACACUAGCUGCCCGGUGCCAAUCAAGGUCUGCCCUCGCUCGCCCCCCUUGGAGACCAGGACCAGGACUUCCAGUUCGUGCUCCUCCUAUUCCUACGCGGAGGACGGGAGCGGGGGCUCGCCCUGCAGCCUCCCUCUCUGUGAGUUCUCCUCCUCACCCUGUUCCCAGGGAGCCAGAUUCCUUGCCACAGAACAUCAGGAACCAGGCCUGAUGGGAGAUGGAAUGUACAACCAAGUCCGACCCCAAAUUAAAUGUGAGCAGUCUUACGGAACCAACUCCAGUGACGAAUCCGGAUCGUUCUCGGAAGCAGACAGUGAGUCGUGUCCUGUGCAGGACAGGGGCCAGGAGGUCAAACUUCCCUUUCCUGUAGAUCAAAUCACAGAUCUUCCGAGGAACGACUUCCAGAUGAUGAUUAAGAUGCACAAGCUGACCUCAGAACAGUUAGAGUUCAUUCACGACGUCCGGCGGCGCAGCAAGAACCGCAUCGCGGCCCAGCGCUGCCGCAAGAGGAAACUGGACUGCAUUCAGAAUUUAGAAUGUGAAAUCCGCAAAUUGGUGUGCGAGAAGGAGAAGCUGCUGUCCGAGAGGAACCAGCUGAAAGCGUGCAUGGGGGAGCUGCUGGACAACUUCUCCUGCCUCUCCCAGGAAGUCUGCCGCGACAUCCAGAGCCCCGAGCAGGUCCAGGCCCUGCAUCGGUACUGCCCUGUCCUCAGACCCAUGGGUCUCCCUCCAGCCUCCAGUAUUAGCCCCGCGCCCUUGGGCGUGGAGCAGAACCUUGCCGCCCCUCCGUGCGCGGUUGGGGACACCGUGCCCUGCUGUUUGGAGCAGGGUGCCGCGCCGCCCGGGCCCCCCUGGGCCCCCAGCAACGCCUCCGAGAACUGUACUUCUGCGCGGAGGCUGGAAGGCACUGACCCAGGAACCUUCGCGGAGAGAGGGCCUCCUCUUGAACCCAGGAGCCAAACGGUGACCGUGGACUUCUGCCAGGAAAUGACUGAUAAGUGUACCACGGACGAGCAGCCCAGGAAGGAUUACACCUAGUGACGCGGCCCGCCUCCGCGUCCUCACACCUCCCCACCAGGUGGCGCUGUCCAGCUGUCGUCUGGAAGAACCGAGAAGGAAUUUGGUGCACACUACAGCGGUCUCAGCAGCAAUACUGUUUCCAAGUAUUCCCUCCUCUCUCCACGCAGGAGUGAUCGUUACCUUCACAAUGGUGCUACCCCUUGCUCCGGCAAGGAAAGACAACAGUGGUGACACUGUCUGUCUGUGGGUUAAUUUCAAUCUUAACAGGGAUAGACUAUAACACCUCUAGGACCCAACCACGGAUUUUUUUCUCAGUGGCCCAUGUCACAAACCCUAUCUCAGGAAUUUCUUCUGAAUGUUCAAUUUUUUUCAUUGAAGACAGCUUCUAUACACAUCAAAGUUUUAUAGCUAGACUGUACAUAUUAUAUAUAAUAUAUAUAUGAAGUAUAUAUCUCUCCAUAUGCAAAAGUCCUGCAUGCCUCAAUUUUCUCAUCCUAAAACUGGAAACUUCAUUUCUCAUUGACAGACAGGUUCCAACAUUCCUCUUCUUUUGUCUCUGAUGCUAGAACUAGUUUGGCAACUGUUAACAUGGUUUUUUCUUUUUUUUCUCUCUUGCUUCACGGUUCAACUUCGAUUUUGUACUUAUUUAUGGACAGAAUUCGAUGUUGGAAGUUUUCAUUUUAAGGUUUUUGUUUCAGACAGCCUUUUCUGUUUGGUUUGGGUUUGGCACCGUCAGGUGGUGUCAUCUGAGUUGGUGGGUUUGUUGUUUGUUUCUGCAGACACUGUACAGUCAUGGUCAACUUUGCCACUUGCACUGAGUUUUGGGUCAAACCUAUUUUCUUAAAUGAAGUUGUAACUUCCGUAUAACUCGAGUAUACUGUAUAUUCUUUGCUUUUAGUUUAAAAGUAAAACAUUUUAGCUCAUUAAAAAACCACUCAGGUGAUAAUUAUGUAGGGAAAAAAAACAAUCUUGCCAAAUAAUGAAUUCAUCCUAGGAUGUGUCGACAAUAAUCUGCUUGAAUAUUUUUCUAUCUCACCUCCUCCCCACCUUUCCUAAGCAAAGUCGAAAUGCAGAUGGAGAGUUCGGAGUUGAUGCUGGAUGUUCAGAUUCCUAAGUGGGGAGAGAGUUUGGGCAUCUCACUCGAAAGUGCAUCGAAAUAGUAGGCGUUGGCUCCUAGAAAUAAGUCAGACCUGCUUUCUCACCCGGGGAGUAAGUCCCAUUCAUUUCAGCACUUCAUCCGGCCUCGCCUGCCCUGGGAGUGUAGUGCGGCAGGACCUGCUACUUGGAAGGACUCGGCUGAGCAGGACUGGCCUCCUGGGAGAGCUCACCCGAGGGGGUGACCUGCAGCCCCAAGGCCCUGCCUCUGCGCGGCUGUCCUGGGUCAGUGCAGCUCACCCAGAGUCGGAGAGAGCAGGUCAGACAGCCUCAGGUCUGUCCCGGACACAGGCGAGAGCAUUUCUUCCUUCCUUCCUUCUCCAAAUGCUUCGAGUUGAACUCUGAGGUUUUCCACCAGUCUCUUGUCCCCAGGCAGAUUUCAUUCUGAGUCUUUGGACGUGGUGUGGCCAGGAGCCCGCCCUGACCCUGCCCCCACCACACACACACCUGCCCUCACCUGAUGAUCAUUUUCUUCUCUUGCUGCAAAACUGGUUGGCUUGCAACCCACAGAGAGCAGCUUCCCUUGGCUCUGGGGGGUUGGGGGGGUGUGGGCCCCUGGCCACGUUUACAGGAGAGUGUGCUGAGACCCCACACCAGCCGCAGAGGAGGAGGAAUCAGCUCCCUCUCUCCAGCGGGCCCCAGCCUGGCCAGGGGAAGAGUCCCUAAGGGUUUGAUGUGGGGAUGGGGUGGUGGGCACUGGGGACUAGAUGGUUGACUUUGUUUCUUUAUUUGUGCCAUUGUUUGGACAAUAUUAAAGCUGCAUGUAAAAGGGGGAAUUAGUAUAUGAUGUAGGCGAAAGUGAAAUCAUAGUAACAUGUUUUAGUAGUAUUAACUUUUUUCUGUACAAAUAUUAGCGCUAAACGUUGGAAUAUGUAUGAAUGCCAGAAAUAUGUUGGUUCAUGCUGUAGGAUUAAAACACACAAAAAAGGCUUUUCUUUUAAACUAGCUCCACUUUUAAAACCUGCCUCUGGGUUUUCGUUUCCUCUCGUGUGUGUGUGUGUGUGUGUGUGUGUGUGGUGUGCGCAUGCUUGUCUCAUCGAGCUCUGUACCAGAGCUGCCCCUGUCAUCGCGGGUGUUGGUAUUUCUCCGCCUAGUAGACAGGUCUUGCGCUUCACCAAGAGGUCUGCCCGCCUUUGUGGAAAGCUGGUGACAGUUCGAAUUUACAGUCAAUGUGAAUCGUGUGAUCCAUCCCAAGUCUGUGUUACAGUGGAGUCAGCCAACAGUAUUUUGUUCUUGAACUCUCUUGUUUCCUUUUUUAAGUGGCCUCCUCUUUUCCAAAAAAGGAGUGUUUUCUGCUCAGAUCAUAACCAGGUCCAAACACCUUGUUGGCAUCAUUUAUCCUGGUAACAGCUCACGUGCAACUGGUAGUCUUGACCGCAUUCCGUCCAUCCUCUCCCCGUGGGUCGGUCUGCACACACCUGUGCCGUGGCCGCUCCCAGUGGGAAGGGCUCUCUUUCUUUCUCUCCACCCUAACUCGAUCCACCUCCUCUUCUUACCAGCCCCCACCUCACUUUUAUUCCUCUCUCCAACCAAACCCUUGCUGUAGGAACUGGUUAAAAACACUGCUUGAAAAACGAUCUUUCGAUUUCUUUUUAACAACUUGUUCCGAUUUUGUUCACCGUCCACCAUGAACAGCGACUAACUUUGUGCAAUGCAACAUGUCCAUGUCUGUUACUGCUCUAAAACAUGUGUUUGUCAAGAUUAUUUCCUGGUUCAUUCAAAGGGAGGACUAGCUGGGGACCAGAAUCCAAAUUGCCUCAAGUGGAAUUUUUAAAACCAGCCUGUUCUUUCCCCUGGGAUCCCUUAGUGAAGCCUGUGUCUCGUAGGAAAAGGAAAAGCAAGUUAACCGUAAGGAACAGUGUUCUUUAGGGUCUUUCUUACCAAAAUAAAGGACCCUCCCACCGUGGACUGUUUCGUAGGAUCCCUACGCCAGCCCAGGAGGGGCUGGGCUCUGAGUGUCUGGGCCUGGGAUGGGUCAGGGCAGGGACCGUGGAGGUGACGAGCUAAGGGCCGCCUGAAUCUCGCCCUCCCCUUUGUUCUAUGUGUGUCUCCAGGCAGCCUCACUUCCUUCAGGUUGGCCAGGCUUCGGGCAGGCGAGUGCUUUGCUGUAUGUGUUUGUUUCUCUGCGUUAUCUGGGGGUGCCUUGAAUAAAUGAACUUUAUUACAUACUGAUUCUGGAACAAAACAGUUGCAAAAAAUAAAAAAAUUAAAAGGCUGGCAGUUCCUAGGCCCUCCUGCUUCUCCCUCUGGGUUCCCUGGCCGUGACUCCGGCCUCAGAGGUGAGCUGCAGCAGACGGUGUGGUUUUGUAUAGUGUACAAGUAAUUUAUUAACUGUCUUUCUGAAGGUAUGCUGCUUUGAAGAUGCACUAUGAUUUUGGAAUUAAUCCUCGUCUUGCUUUCCCAAGGAACUUUAAAAAAAGGCUGUUGAUUAGCGGGCCAACUGCCGCUUCUUGAAAAGGAGGGCAGGGAGCCGCGUGAGGGCCUGCAUGGGAGGACGGCUCAAGGUCGGGUGGGCGGUGUGACGUUCAGUGCUAUUGCCAAGAGGUCCACACCUACACUUUCUCCUUUAAUACUUUAUGAUGGCCAUUCAAGAAGAAGAAACAAACAAAAGUGUAAAAACGAUAAGCCGUUUAAGAAACCACCAAGUCCUGCCCUGUGAGCUGAUCCACUGUGGAGCAGCAUAAUCCUCUGAACAUGAGCAGAAGCCUGCCAGGCUCUCUCAAAGCCCUUCUUGGCUCCCUAGGUCUAUCCAUCACACCCCAUUUAAACUGGGAGCUGCAUAGGAAAGGACUUCAAACGGCUCCACUAUCGCUUAGUGUGGAGGAGUCAGAUCUAGAAGGAAGCAAGAAUCAAGUUUUUUCCUCAUCACUGUAAAUAGACUAAAGAACAUAGUGUGUGUGUGUGUUUUUAAAGAAUAAAGCUGUUCACUGGAUCAUGAGUUAGUGUUUCUUGCCCAAAUUGAGGAUUUUGUUGUAGGUUCAGUUUCUGGCAGGUCAGUCCACAGCGCAGGGCCCUGGGUGGCCGUGGGGAGGCAUUCUGUGUUAAAGCUGUGUGUUUCUAACACUGCCCAAGCCAUCUCAUGACCCAAGCAUCAAAGACGGAUGCUGCAGAAUAGAAAAUAUUUGCACACAAAUAUGUGCAAAUAGUAUUUGUACAUAGAAAAUAACUAUUGUGGCAGAUUAAGGAUAAAUUAUUCAACUGACGGUGCAAAAACAUUUCUUGCAAAGAAAAGUUAAAUGUAUAGUAUUUUCCUACACUCCACCCUGGGAGGUAAUAUUUAUAUCAAAUGGCUAUCAGUGUGUUUUCAUUGUAAUAUGGAGAUGAUUUCAUGGCGUGGCGUGGUGUGCGCAUUUCAGUAUCAAGCAAUGGACAGACAGCUCUGACUCUCACAUUCAUUCCAGGUUAUUGACCUCAGAGGAAACCAUGGCUCCUUAGAAGCAGAAGUGCACCCAGACCAUUCAUUUCAGGUGGACUGGCAUUCAGUGCCAAAUGCUCCCGUGUAUCAGGAAAGGGGAAAGGGCUUGGACACAGUGGGGUUUUCCUACAGACUGAUGCUUAGUCUUCUACCGAAACAUGUCUGGAGGCAGAGGGGUGACCUCCGCUCGAGUCCCCACAGUGCACUUUGCAUGUGUGAAUGCUGGGGUGCCCAUGCACACUGGGACGUAGAAGACCUGCCACUUCUAGCGAGUAAUCAGGAAGAUUCCAGAUGCACUUGGGAGCUUUGGGUGCUGGUUAGACACCGUGAGCCAUUCCGGGCAAGCACCCACCUUUGCUUGGGAGGCCAAGAGGGCCUGUGAGAAUUUGUUCCAGAACCAGUCGGAUGCAAGUGCACCUCUAAUACAUGCCUUACAAACUCCAGAGGCCAUAUUCAAAACAGGGUCUUCUCAGUGUAUGCAAGGGGCCGCAGCCCCGCCUCUCCUCCUCCCCAGGUCGAACAAUACGGACAGUUUUCACACAUAUCUACCUGUAUAACCCUCUGUACCUCUCAUAACUGGUCAACGACUGUAACAGGUUACAUCAGGUGUUUUUCUACAUACUUUUUACACAGAUUCUAUGCGAUUAAUGUAACUUAAUUCAGUGCAUCAGUUUAUUAUACUAGUUCUUAGGCUUGUCUUUUACUUUCUAAGUGAUUGUGGUUUUUCUUGUGGUUUUUAUUGUAAAGAUGAAAACGGCUGUUGAUGCUUAUUCUCUGUAACUAAGAAUUUUUACCUUUUUUGGGGGGGAAAGCGUUGCUAUGAACUAAUGAAUUGAAACUUCAUUUACUCAUUGUAAAUACACUAUUGUGCAAAAAAAAAAAUUUCACUCAAUUGAAUUGCUAGUGUUAACUAAAUUUUGUCUAGACACCAUUUCUGUUGAUGAAAUAAAGACAUAUCAUUAUGCAUUGUAAA